GCUCAUGUUGGUUGUGCAUUUUCUUAAACAUGAAGUCAGCGAAGAUUUUUGGGGGGUGUAUGUACGUGACCUGAGGCUUGAUGAUUAUAGACGAAUACUUGUGUUUCUAGUAAUUCGUUCAAAGCUUGCCCGAAAAUCAGCUGUUCUGUAUACGCAUGCGCAGUAGCACUGUGCGUUGGACCGCAAAUGGUCGUGUUUAGAAAGGAACCCUUGAAGUGUAAAUUCUCGCGAGACUUGCAUUUACUACAUGUAGGCUAUGGAUAGCCAGGGUUUGGUUUAAAGGUUAGAGGUAGAGCUUCUGUAGGACUCCAAAUAAAAACAAUAAACGCAGUGCAUAAAAACUGCAAAGAAGUCGCUCGCGAGACUUCCCAGUUCGAGGGCUCCCUUCAAGGCACGACCAUGGUUGCGUGCUAAACGGCGUAAAUAAUGCCUUCACAAGGCACUUCGACGCGAGAAUAACCACGACCUUUAUUUUUUCAGUGGAGGAUAAAGUCUUCGAAGGGAAUAGGGCGCAGGGAUGAUCAUUUCUAAAUGAAAGGCGCCCUGUCUGCAAUGUCAACGCGCAUGCGUAGUAUCGCCGUCGUUGGACCUCGUUUUCAAAACGCACCGGAAUGUUGUCCUUCGAAGGAGUUUAAAUAAAGAGCCGGAUAAUUUGAAUUUAAAGGUACAGGGAUGGAGCUCCCAAACUACAGCCGACAGCUCAUGCAACAGCUGCAUGCUUUACGUAAAGAAAAUCAGUUUUGCGACUGCUCCAUCCUGGUGGGAGAAACCCCUCACCCCGCUCACAAACUUGUUCUGGCUGCCUCCAGCAUGUUAUUCAAGUCUGCUCUAGAGAGCUCUGACAGCAUCUCCAUUGACACAGAUUUACUGUCCUCUCAAGAGUUCUCAUGUCUUCUGAACAUGGUGUAUACUGGUAAACUGCCUCCCGGAAAACACAACUUCACCCGACUCAUAGCUGCUGCCGACAGCUUGCAGAUGUUUGAUGUGGCUAUUGGUUGCAAGAAUAUUCUCAACGAACUUAUGAAACAAACAACUGAGACUGUAGAUGCUGAGACAGAGUCAAUGGAUUGGCAAGUUAUAAAACAUGACAGUUUUAUUGGGAGUCCAGUGAACUUAAAGGAGUCAUCUUUAUUGGUACAGCUGAAAAGGGACGAGAAGAAUUUUCAGGAGGAUGGUGCAAUUGAUUUGAUAUCUCAUAAUCAAGCUGGAAUAAAAAAGAUCCUACAGAGUGUACAGCCAUGUGUUAAGGUUCUUGAGACUUGGGACAAAAUCCCUGCGGAGGAACGCCAGGUCAUGUUGGAGAGUUUUAAAGGUGAUCCAUCAGAAGAUGAGGUGUACCAGCGGUUGCUGAGUUUUGUCAAAGAUGAGAGAGUUCUGUCAGCUGAAACAGUCCUUACAUUGAUAGACCAGCUAAAACAGCAGCAAAAUCCUGAUCCUGGAUCAGUUAGGAAGCACCAGGGAGAAGAGAGCUGCCCCAAGGAAAAAGUUUGUUAUGCCAAAGGUCCUGCUGGUGGUGGACAUUUAAACCAUGUAUCAAAGCUAACUCGCCACCUCUCCAGUGUCGACAACCUCUCAGAGCUUUUGACCAAAGCAGUAAAUGACUGUAAAAAUGAAGUUGAAAAAGAGGUUGUGCUGGAUUGCUGUAGUGCUCCAUCUUCUAUGGAGGUGGUGGAGAGGUUGAUAUGUAAACUCAGAGAGACAAGCAUUAGUGAACAAACACUUCUAAUGCUGCUUCAUGUGGUCAAUGGAAGCUCCUCAGAUCUGACUCAACCAUUGGAGACCCUGAAAGACACAAGAGAAUCUAUAUUUAAAAGAGCAUCUCAGUCAGCCUCAAACCAUCCUGCAAAAUCUGAGGUUGAGCAAAAAGGAUCUACGGCAGACUCGGAAGAUGAGGAGGAGGAAAACUCCAAAACUAGAGGAAGAAAAAAGGCUGUCCCUGUGUCCUGUGAGUGGUGUAAAAAGUCUUUCAACUUUAAGUGUCGUCUGAUAAAGCAUAAGAAAGUUUGUGCCCUUUUGCCGGGGAGAGAGCAGCGCUGCUCAGAAUGCUCCAUGGCUUUUCCGACUCUAAAGAGUCUUCACCAGCACUGCACAGAAGCCCAUGGCAGCCCACCGGCCAAACGGAGGAAAACAGAACUAGUGCCAUGUGACAUGUGUGACAAGACCUUUAAACACUCUUCAGGCCUGUUGUACCAUAAACGCACUGAACAUUUCGAGGAGAGGCCAUAUGCAUGUGAGGAGUGUGGGGCGAAGUUUGCCGCCACCUCAUCCCUGAAGAACCACAUGCGUCUGCACACAGGAGAGAAACCCUUCCAGUGCAAACACUGUGACAUGAGCUUCUCCGUGGCCGCCGCUCUGUCCUACCACACCAAAAGGAAACAUGCUGAGGGUAAAAUGUACUGUUGUCAGUACUGUUCCGCCUCAUUCGCACAGUCCAUUGAACUAACACGUCACGUCCGCACACACACGGGAGACAAACCAUACGUCUGCAGAGAGUGUGGGAAAGGUUUCAAACAAGCCAACGGAUUGUGCGUCCAUCUUCAGAACUUUCAUAAUAUUACAGAACCUCACGAUUGUCAGAAGUGCCGGGUGAGCUUCUCUUCGCUGGACGAACUACGACAGCACAUUCAGGAAGUCCAUCCGAAAGAGCUGCACCAGUGUUGUAAGUGUAGCAAGAUCUUCAACAGUGAAGCCAAUCUGGAGAAACACAUAAGCAUUCAUGACGGCAACAAACCCUACAGCUGCAAGACCUGCAAUAAGUCCUACCAGACACUCUCUGGCCUGUGGUACCACAAUCGUACUGCCCAUCCCGAGAGCGUCUUUGCCCAGGUCAACAAACCCAUCAAAUCCCUGCUCCAGUGCGACAAGUGCAACAAGACUUUUAGCAACCGAAAUAGUCUGUUGAAACACCAAAUAACCAAUCACACAGAGGUGCAUUUGUGGAAGUGUGUGAAUUGUGGCAGCACUCUGACGAGCGAGCAGGAAUUACAACAGCACACCUGCAGUGGACAGUUGAGUCAGGGCAGCUCUGUGUUCAGCUGUAUGGUCUGCUCUCUCCACUUCCCCUCAGAGCCAGAGUUCCAACAACACUUCUUGUCCAAACACCUGCAGGUCAUGCAGGAGGAAGUGCAGUCAGAGGCCUCCAGCUCGCAAACGGUGAUUCAGUGUGAGGAUGCGGUCGGUCAAGAGGCAGAGCAAGUGAUUAGCCUCGGCCAAUCCCAGAUUGAGGGGUCACCACAGGUGUUUGUUGCUCUCGGUGAUCAACAGGAAACCCCUGCUGGCUCAGGGAUCGUGGCUGUCACCAUGGAAGAUUUACUGAAUGGCACGGUCACUCUUAUUUGUGAGGAGGGUCAAUGAAAUUAACUGUUUUCUAACUGGACUACAAUUCAAAUAGACAGAAAACUACUGUCAGAACUACUGUCAGAUGAGCACUCCUACACUACAAAAAAAAAAAAAAAAAAAAAUCAGUAUUUUUCUGACUUUUCCAGUAAAAAUAAAAAACAUCCUUAAAACAAGAUACAUUUAUUUGAGAAUGAAAUUAACUUUAGAUAUUAAGUAUUGUUUUCAGAGAAAUCAAAAAUAUUUUGUGAGGUUUAUGCUUAAAACAAAAACUAUUUGUUAAUGGGGUCAGAAUAGUAAACUUAAUUCAGUGGGGAGUUUAUUUUUCUUAUACUAUCUUCUUGUUGUAAGCAUUAAUCCCAUUCAUUUUUUGAUUUCUCUGAAAACAAGUCUUAAAGGGAUAGUUCACACAAAAAUGAAAAUUCUCUCAACAUUUACUCACCCUCAUGCCAUCCCAGAUGUGUAUGACUUACUUUCUUCUGCAGAACAAGAACAAAGAUUUUUAGAGGAACAUCCCCGCUCUGUAGGUCCAUACAAUGUAAACGAAUUGUGGCCAUAACUUUGAAGCUCCAAAAAGCACAUUAAGGCAGUAUAAAAGUAAUCCAUAAGACUCCAGUGGUCUUCAGAAGCGAUAUGAUAGGUGUGGGUGAGAAAUAGGUCACUAUUUAAUUUCUUUUUUACUAUAAAUUCUCCUCUCUGACCAGUAGGUGGCAAUAUGCAAGAAAAAUGCGAUCAUAUCGCUUCAGAAGAUAUGGAUUAAACCACUGAAGUCAUAUGGAUUAAUUUAUGCUGCCUUUAUAUGUUUUUUGGAGCUUCAAAAUUACUGUGAAUUUUCAUUUUUGUUCAGCUGAAGAAAGAAAGUUACACAUUUGGGAUGGCAUGAGGGUGAGUAAAUGAUGAGAGAAUUUUCAUUUUUGGCUGAACUAUUCUUUUAAUAUCAUGUCAUUUUUCUUCUCAAGUAAAUAAUUUAAGGAUGUUUAGAUGGUUUUACUGGAAAACAAGACAUAACUACUGAUUGAGAACAGUUUAAAGUGUAGGGCCCUGUUUUUACACCAGAAUACAUGUAACUAAUGGGUUUAAACCAGGUGAUUUCAACAUCAGGCUGCAACACAUAGAAUUACUGGAUUGUUGGUAUUUACUGUUUUACAAUGGCAUUAAUUAGAAGAAAAACAUUGUAUGUCAGUUUUAAUGAAAACAGGCUUCAAUGUCAGAGUCAUUUGAUUGUUUUGCUCUCACUAAUAAGAGCUAAGAGUACAUAAGCAGGCAAAAUCCAUCAUGUAAAAAAAAAAACAUUCAUGAUUUCAGUGUCUCUGCCAUUAGUGUGAUCUGAAUAUUUUUGACCACUGACUAAGUAUGUUCUAUACAGGUCUGUCUGUAUUUAUUGUAAGUGUUCUGAAGAGGACAAACAAAUUUUUGAUGAGCAAACAGCCAUUUAAAUUUAUCAAAGCACAUAUCUACCUCUGCUCUUGACUGUUAUGUACAUACAUUAUGUACAUACGAUUUUGGUGUUUCUGGUAUGCAAUGAUAAGACUUUGGUAUGUUUCACAAUGCUAUACUAUUGCGGCUCUAAAAAUAAUAAUCUUACAUAAAAUAUUUUAUGACCAAG
Molecule: messenger RNA, 4942 nt
Organism: Myxocyprinus asiaticus (Chinese sucker)
Lineage: Eukaryota; Metazoa; Chordata; Actinopteri; Cypriniformes; Catostomidae
Product: zinc finger and BTB domain-containing protein 40-like
Exons: 13
Coding region: 673-3354 (893 amino acids)
Biological process (GO): regulation of transcription by RNA polymerase II
Cellular component (GO): nucleus
Molecular function (GO): RNA polymerase II cis-regulatory region sequence-specific DNA binding; protein binding; DNA-binding transcription factor activity, RNA polymerase II-specific
Source: RefSeq, a predicted model, not a curated record